UAUACUACAUAUAUAUACUAAACAUACAUACAUAUAGUCAGUAGUAGCUUUAUUGUCACAAUAUACACAUUUUCGACGAAAUAUUUUUACCAAAAAACUUUAUAUUUUUAAGGUUAAGAAAAUUUGACGUUUUAUUCCUCUAAUAAUAAAAUAUGAACAAGUAGACAGGAUCGAAAUAUAGUCGAAUUAGUUAUUAACAAUAAUAAUAAUAAUAAUAAUAAUCAUAAUAAAAAAUGGAUCCACUAGUCGGCGACCGCAUGAUGGGGAUCGCAAACGUUGUAAUGCGAGUACCUCCACUUUUUAUAAUCGACGAGCUGCUAAGAAUCGGAUUAGGAAUGCCCGAGGAGACCAUUGUUCUCAAUGCAACUGACCACUAUGAUUACAAUAAAUAUGCGAGCGUCCAAAAUACUAUUGUAGGAUCAAUAGCUUCUGUUGCUACAGCGGAACCUUCUUUAAUACAGUCUUUUAAUAUUAAUAGUUAUUUCUAUCAGGCUUACAUUCUUACUAUUAUGAGGUUUUUCGCUUGUUGUUUUGGUAUCGCAGCUUCUAUUUACACAUUUAUGCUCUGGACUGGUCAUUUAAUAAUCGUCUACAUGUACCUGAUAUCUGUUGGCACAAUAUUCGUGUCCUAUUGGUCCAACGUGAGAACAAUGCAAUCAAUAAUAACUUACACGUCAACUUACAAUCCAAAUAUCACGUCAACUCCAAGUAUUUUGGAUGACGUGCUCCGGUUGAACUUCAAUCACUUGAUUGAAAACGGGCCUGGGAAUAUCGUUAUCCAGAACUACGUAAUCCAAGCUAUUUUGGCAAGCGUCUUUUGCUACAUCCAUCUGGCUCCACGUCACGUUAUCCUCGAUAGGUUACUUUUCAUAAGCUUCCUCAUACCGUCAAUUCUCGGUAUUUACCCUCUACCUGCAACUGUUCUGCAUCACGCUCCAGUAAUAGCAGCCCUACUUCCUCUUUUAGUCUGCAAGUUCAUUCUCUGGUACAGCAGCAUCUCGAUGUUAAAAAUAAUGCACUCCGGGUAUCAUCAUGCGCGGACCUUCAUUAGCAACUACGGACUUUCAGCGCUCGCGGAAAUAGAAUGGAUGCGACUUAACGUGCCCAAUGUACUCCGUACUUUCUGGAUGUUAAGAGUUUUUGAGCAGAUAGUCCAGCUACUCGGCACCCACUACAACGAGGAAUCAUUCACUCUAUCAACUUUAAUCCGGACUUUAUUAGUAAACGGCUGUGAAACCCUAACUGCCUUAUUGGGCAUGACUUCCAUAAUAUCCUCUAUCUGUCAUUACAUCGGUUGUUUCUUCCGGUGGGUUCUCCUUACCGAAGACGACGAGGAGAAGAGUAUAGGAACAGUAUCCGCCAUUUUGUUUUACAUCCUCGCUCUGCAGACUGGUCUGACAUCCCUGGACCGGGAGAAACGACUAGUCCGUCUUUUCCGUAACUUCUGUCUUCUGUCCACAGCAGUCUUGCAUUUUGUUCACAACAUCGUAAACCCAGUCCUUAUGUCGAUCAGCGCCUCUCAUAACCCAGCAUUGAGACGUCACUUGCGGGCGCUCAGUGUCUGCCUCUUUCUAAUAGUCUUUCCCAUAACACUUUUAGUCUUCCUCUGGUCCCACUUCAGUAUGUCUACCUGGCUCCUUGCUGUCUCAAUCUUCUGCGUUGAAGUAAUCGUCAAAGUCUGCGUAUCUCUGGCCAUCUAUGGGCUCUUCCUUUUCGAUGCCUACCGUAGUACCUUCUGGGAACCACUUGAUGACUGUCUCUACGUAAUUCGCAGCUUUGGCAACACUGUAGAGUUUGCUUUUGGCGUAGUCCUCUUCUUCAACGGCGUCUGGAUUCUAUUUUUUGAGUCCGGAGGUGCGAUUCGUGCAAUCAUGAUGGGCAUACACGCGUACUUCAACAUUUGGAACGAGGCUAAAGCAGGAUGGAGCGUAUUUAUGAAGCGUCGUACUGCUGUCUACAAAAUAAAUUCACUACCUGAGGCGAAUGUCGAUCAACUCCGUAGACUUGAUGACGUAUGCGCCAUCUGCUAUCAAGAAAUGAAGAGCGCCAAAGUAACCCGGUGCAAUCACUUCUUCCACGGGGUUUGCUUGAGAAAAUGGCUCUACGUACAAGACAGAUGUCCUCUGUGUCACGACAUUCUUUAUAAAGUUGAAACUCCUCCGGAAAAGGAACCACCCCAAGCGCCUGGUGGUAGUCAGGAUCCAGUAGCGAGGGAAAGAGAAGAUGUUGAAGACGAGAGACCAGACUUGGCGCCAGGCAGAGAGACUUCAACGAUCAUCAGGUGAAAUUCGACGCCUACCUAAUUAUUGUUAUUCUUAAGGCUUUGUGAUACGUUUAUUUUUUUUUUUUUUUUGAGGGAUAGAGUUCAUGGUCGUCUGUUAAAGUCACGGGUGAGUUUCGGGAUUUACACGAUUGUUUUGAAAUUUAAAUUAGAAGGUUUGGUCUGUGUGAAAAUGAGGCGUCUUUUUAAAUUUUAUGUGAUAUCGGAGGUGAUGAGCUUACUUUGUUGUGGAUUGUUACGUCUUCUUAUUGGACAUAAUAUAUAUAUUAGUAUAAAUAUGUGGUAAUCGAUGAUUGAUGAGUUUUGUGACUAAAUAAUUGUAUUGAUUAUUGUGUAAUUAAGAAUGGAUAUGGAAUAAACAAA
Molecule: messenger RNA, 2644 nt
Organism: Microplitis mediator
Lineage: Eukaryota; Metazoa; Arthropoda; Insecta; Hymenoptera; Braconidae
Gene: Trc8
Product: protein TRC8 homolog
Exons: 4
Coding region: 234-2285 (683 amino acids)
Biological process (GO): ERAD pathway
Cellular component (GO): endomembrane system; endoplasmic reticulum
Molecular function (GO): ubiquitin protein ligase activity
Source: RefSeq, a predicted model, not a curated record